Molecule: messenger RNA, 1975 nt
Organism: Triplophysa dalaica
Lineage: Eukaryota; Metazoa; Chordata; Actinopteri; Cypriniformes; Nemacheilidae
Product: ankyrin repeat and LEM domain-containing protein 2
Exons: 9
Coding region: 207-1622 (471 amino acids)
Biological process (GO): negative regulation of phosphorylation
Cellular component (GO): endoplasmic reticulum
Molecular function (GO): protein phosphatase 2A binding
Source: RefSeq, a predicted model, not a curated record
GACGCGUUUUGUGUUUCACUCUCUCAGUGUUGAUAACUGUAUCAGUCUUUCUUUAUUAAUGAUCUUAAUGUUGUUGUUUCUAUGUCGCUUCUGAAGGGUUUCAUGUGGUGUUCAAAGCUCUCUGGAGAUUCAGAUGGACACUAGUGGAAAUCGUGACGAUAUAUUUACAGUUCUGUACACAUAGUUUCUGUUUGAGCUCUGGAUGCAUGUCUGUCAAACCUCAAAAUCAUUAUUAUUAUCACGAUUUCGGCAUAACUGGUUGUGGUGUCAUCAUGGAGGAGAUACUGAGCCGACUUCGGACACUGACUUCAGAUCAGCUGAGGGAACAGAUCACAGGCGCUGGACUCAAAUGUGGCCCAAUAACAGCCACCACCAGAAGCAUCUUUGAGAAGAAGUACGCUCGGGCUCUUCUGGCGAAUGGAACAGACGGAGGCGAUUCUGCGAGUCAGAUGAAUUCUGAGAGCUCAAACGGUGUUGAAGAUCCUCUACAGGAACUGAGUCCCGAAGCUCCUCCGAUCACAAAGAGUUCAGAGAGUUCCUCAGAAAAUCCACCUGUUUAUUAUGGAGUGUGUCCUCAACCGGACCACCCGUCAGAUAAAGAGGACGUGUGUCAUGUGUAUGUGGAUAAGAGAGAAGCACUGAAGGCUGUUGUGAUGUUGAGCGGAGCUCGAUUCAAAGGGUUCAGCAGGAGAGAGAUGGCUGAGAACUUCUCCAGAGGUUUGUGUGAGGGAGGCGUAUCGCCUCACAAACCGUCACCGGAGAAAUCCGGCCCUGCAUCCGCCACAGAGUGGUGUGUGAGCGUGGAGAAGGCGAAUGAAUUCAGAAGUCCACGCACACAAGAUCUUACGGCAAAACUCCGUCGAGCUGUAGAGACGGGAGAUGAGGAGGCGUUCAAAGACCUCGUCUGGGAGAAUCCGAGAUAUCUGAUUGGAUCUGGUGACAAUCCCACUGUUGUGCAGGAGGGAUGCAGGUAUAAUGUUUUGCACGUAGCAGCGAAAGAGAAUCAGCCGGAAAUGAGUCGUCUCAUCCUGGAGACGCUUGAGAACCCGAGGUUCAUGCGUCUGAUGUACCCUCACGACCAAGAGCUCAUGCUGUUUCAGAGAAUCAGAUAUAUCCUGGAUCUCUAUCUCAACACGCCUGAUAAAGUGAACAAUGAGACGCCGCUGCACUUCGCCUGUAAAUUCGGCUGUGCCGAUGUGGUGAAUGUUCUGUGUUCACAUCCAUAUACUGAUAAAAACUGCCGGAACAAAUAUGAUCAGAAACCGGCGAGUAUCAUCUGUGAGCGGAGGAACAGAAGGAAAGAUGUGAAACAGAAGAUCAUGGAAUAUUUGGAAGAUAGGUUUUAUGUGCCGUUGUUGAGGGCCACUGAUAACACGCUGUCUCCGGUGAUCGCUGGCCCCUGGUGUCCAUCUCGAUCUGUGGAUCACUUUCAUGAGCCUGUGAUGACAGACGCUCCCGAAAACCCAAAGAUGAAACUCAAGGCUUUUGUUGGACCUCUGAAAUUCUCAAAGGCAGAAGAGUUUCACAGACUGUGGAAAACACCGCCGCGGGACAGAGCCGAAUAUUUCCAUCACAUUUUAAAGUCGGACUGGGAUCAGGGUGCAGAGAGAGUGGGCUGGUGACAGAAUCAUGAAUGUGAUGCAAAAGAAGAUAUUUUGAGAAAUGUCUCAGAGUUUUUGUGUUCGUAUAACGGACGUUCAGUGUUGUUUGAUUAUCAACAUUCUUCAAAAUAUCUUCUGUUGUGUUCUCUCACACAGGUGUAACAUGACACGAGGAGGAAUAAAUGAUGAGGGAAUUCUUAUUUUCUGGCGAUCUGAUGUUGUGUUGUUGUUGUUGACAGAGAGUUGGCUCGUGAACUGGGAUUCCCGUGGGCAGAAUACUGGGAAUUUCUAAACUGCUUCAUUGAUCUGUCCACCGAUGACGGUUUGAAGAUGUUGGAGGAGCAUUUGAGCGCUCGUGAGACUUUCACAGGAAA